Molecule: messenger RNA, 1155 nt
Organism: Clupea harengus (Atlantic herring)
Lineage: Eukaryota; Metazoa; Chordata; Actinopteri; Clupeiformes; Clupeidae
Source: RefSeq, a predicted model, not a curated record
AUGGCAGAGAUGCUUGCAGGCCGUGGGGGGGAGACGGGCACCCCGGAGCCCUUGUGCUGGCUGGCAGCGGCGUGCCUGGGCCUGCUGUGUGCUGCCCUCUUCCUGGGCAUCACCUCGUUGGGCAUCCACUAUCACAGAAGCUCUCUUAAGUCCACGCUCCUGAGCUUGGAGCUGCAGGCCUCGCAGGAGGCGAGUGAACUGCUGAGGAAGGAGAACCACGCCCUCCUGGUCUCCCAGGUGGCGCUGCGCAGUCAGUACAGCCACGCGGCCGCAGCCAGAGAGCAGGCCCAGAGAGACGCGCUCGCCCUGGUGCAGUCCAGUGUCCAGCUGACCCACACCAACCAGCAGCUGCAGGGGGAGCUGGAGAAGCUCAGGGCCUCCGCCACCAGGCUGCAGAGCGCACACAGCCAGCUGCAGGAGGAGGCCGGGAGCAGGCUGGAGGCCGAGCGCUCGGACAGGGCCGAGGCAUGUGCGCAGCUGCAGGGAGAGAGGCGGGAGCUUGGCGAGAGCGUGGAGCGACUGCAGGGGGAGUACGUGCUGCUGUCCGCGGCCAGGCUGCGGCUGCUGGCUGAGAAUGUGGGGCUGUCGGAGAGCAGGGCCCUGUUGGCCCAGCAGCAUGUCGCCAUGGAGAGGGAGAGAGACAGACUCAGGAGGACACUCACCCAGCUGGGACACCUGGCUGCUGUGGAGCGCCAGUGUCCUCGGAAACACCCGGGGACAGAGGAGAGGGAGUGUGAGCCGUGCCUGAGGGGGUGGAGGGUGUUCUCCACCCACUGCUACUUCUUCUCCACAGAGCUCAGGAGCUGGAGCAGCAGCCGCACGCACUGCCUCCAGCAGGGUGGAGACCUGGUGGUGAUCGACAGCAUAGAGGAACAGGAGUUCCUCCACAGGCUGACUCCUCAGUACCGUAGCCCAGAGCAGAGGUACUGGAUUGGGCUGAGUGAUGAGGAGGCAGAGGGUGUCUGGGUCUGGGUGGAUGGGGCCAUGUCUAUGGAGAGGAGGUUCUGGGUAAAUGGAUUUGGAGGCGUGGAUGCUGAUAGAGACUGUGCCUCCAUCCUCAGAGAGACCAGCCCUAUGAAGAACUGGAGAGAUGACGUCUGCACUAAGACAUUCAGAUGGAUCUGUGAGAGCAAAGCGCUAGUGGAAACAGCAUGA